AUGGUUUCUCAAUGGGGUGCGAGAAAAGUUCGCUCCUCUAAGGUUAGAUUGAACGUACAAGAUAGGAUAAGCCAAACAGAUAACUCUGUGAUGAUCUAUUUCCCAGAUCUCAGUUCUUUUCGCAGUUUUGGCGACAGGGUUUUCGAUCCCACUAGGGUUUCGUGCAUACGUAAACUCAAGUUAGCUAUUGGGGAGAAGGAUGCGUCGUAUCUCACUCCAUGGUUUUCUGCUUCAGACAGGCGUAAGAUCCAACACCUACAUGUUAAGUGUUGUGCACAUGAGCAUAUUCCCGUGCUCCCAAUAAGCAUGUAUGUCUUUGAGUCACUGGUAUGCUUAAAGCUUUAUCUGCUGGCUUUGGUUGAUUCAGAGUUUUUUGCCUUGCCUUGUUUGAAGAAGAUGCGUUUAAAAGCUAUUUUGUAUCCCAAUGAGGCCACUUUUGAGAGACUUGUAUCCUCCUGCCCUGUCCUGGAAGAGUUAGAGAUUGACGAAUGUCUAAAUGAUGAUGCACUUAUCUUCCGGGUGCUCUCUACGUCGUUGAAGAAGCUCAGUAUAGACAUCCAUUUGCUUAUGGAUGGUACAGAAUCAGGAGUUGAAAUCGAUGCUCCUCAGCUAAGCGCUUUGCGCAUAAGUGACAUCUUAUCAGAAACGUUUCUAGUAAAGGAAAUUCAUCCCAACGCCAAGGUAACCAUCUCUCUCACCUUUGGCUUGGAAGAUUUUGAUGUAGCUAGCGUUUUAUCAAAGGAAAGUAGCAUCAGCAACUUUUUACAAGGGGUUUCUAAGGUCGUGGAUAUGACGAUAUGUAGUGACACUUACAAGGUAUGCGAAGGUGAUUACGAUUAUAUGAAUGAAGAAAGUCUAUCAUCUGUGCCUGAGUGUUUGACAUUGUCCCUCGAGUUUGUUUAUUUGGAAGUUCCAAUCGAGGGACAUCCUGGAGAGAUGAAGCUAGUGAGAUACUUUCUACAGAAUUCGGCAAUCCUCAAGAAACUCACUCUACAUUCAGUGAGAGAAAAGUCUACUCUCAUUGAACUCCGCAGAAUCCGAAGAGGCUCUACACAAUGUGAAUUAGAGGUUCUGCAGACGAACUGA
Molecule: messenger RNA, 1086 nt
Organism: Brassica napus (rape)
Lineage: Eukaryota; Viridiplantae; Streptophyta; Magnoliopsida; Brassicales; Brassicaceae
Product: putative FBD-associated F-box protein At5g53635
Exons: 3
Coding region: 1-1086 (361 amino acids)
Source: RefSeq, a predicted model, not a curated record